AUGUGUCUGUCUCAAAGCAAGAUCCAGUCGUACAAGGCCAAGAAGCAGGUGAUCGAAAGGGUGGUAAAAACUGCUUUCGGAUCUCCCCUCCCAGGGAUCUCCUCACCUCCCGCUGCCUGCGCCACUGUCACAACAUCAUCAGAGAACACUCCCAUCCAGCACACCGACCAAGGGACAUUUAAGAGCCCGACUAAAGAGAGCGCAUCGUCGAGGGAGACAUCAGCCGCGGGACGGGAAGCUGUGGCUCUGAGGGUCAUCUCCAGAUUGAUCCCGGCUCAAUCCUGCAGCUCCUCUCCCUGUUUGAAGUCACAUCUGGAGCUGGUUUCUUGCACUGAGGAAGUCCAGCGCUCCAAAGCCUGCUUCUCUGCCCCCUGGGGUUAA
This is a messenger RNA of Knipowitschia caucasica, 381 nucleotides long. The record is from the annotation of a GenBank genome assembly. NCBI's taxonomy places the organism in Eukaryota, Metazoa, Chordata, Actinopteri, Gobiiformes, Gobiidae.